Molecule: messenger RNA, 3374 nt
Organism: Paramisgurnus dabryanus
Lineage: Eukaryota; Metazoa; Chordata; Actinopteri; Cypriniformes; Cobitidae
Gene: nr5a5
Product: nuclear receptor subfamily 5, group A, member 5
Biological process (GO): hormone-mediated signaling pathway; tissue development; regulation of transcription by RNA polymerase II
Cellular component (GO): RNA polymerase II transcription regulator complex
Molecular function (GO): zinc ion binding; nuclear receptor activity; RNA polymerase II cis-regulatory region sequence-specific DNA binding
Source: RefSeq, a predicted model, not a curated record
UGGUGUAAUAAUAAAAACUGUCUAUUUUAUAUAUGGACACCCAUGAUGUUUUUGUUUUUAGGCAUCUGUUUAUCUGCCUGUUGAGAUUUGUGCUCAUGAAUAAAGUCUUUAUGCAAGUUGGGAAGGUGUGACAGACUCAGGUUUAUUACCCCCAGUGUGGAGCAAAGUCCGACAGAGGGCCUUCACACGGCACCGUGUCUGGGACAGCCGUGUCUGUUUUCAUCUCGGUCCUGAGAGGGCUCAGCGGUUAUGAAUGACAUCUUACGCUGACCCGUACAGCCCCUCUCCUAUGGACAAUGAACAUCUCAAACUAUCUCCUGGAUCUCCCCCAGCCCACUGUUCUCCAAUCCACCGAUUACAAUCUGGACGUAUUGACCCAAGAGGGACCGUCAACAUCUCAGGACUUUAAGCCGGACCCUGAUGGUAGGGCAGCUCAGGAUGACGGUUGUCCGGUGUGUGGUGACCGAGUGUCAGGGUAUCACUAUGGCCUACUCACAUGUGAGAGCUGUAAGGGUUUUUUCAAGCGCUCAGUGCAGAACAACAAGCGCUAUAUGUGCGCAGAGAGACAGAGCUGUCCAAUGGACCCGGCCCAGAGGAAACGAUGCCCUUAUUGCCGCUUUCAGAAAUGUUUAGCUGUGGGCAUGAAAAGAGAAGCUGUACGUGCAGACCGCAUGAGAGGUGGACGAAAUAAGUUCGGGCCACUAUAUCGACGAGACAGACAACUGAAACAGCAGAGAGGAGUCUAUCACACAGCGAACACCGCCCCCUACAGGAUCAAACAUGAAGGACCACAACCAUCCUUACAUCAUGAUUUUCAUGUCUCAAACGCUUCCCCUGAUGUUCUUGCCCCUGACCAUUACUACUCGCCUCCGCCCUUUCCUCACAGCAUCUCCCAAUCAGAGUUUCCAAUGUUGUUGGACUGCACCGUACCCCGAGACCGGACACCGUCUGACCCAUCUCUGUCGUUUCACACACUGUACUAUCCAGGCUUUCACGGAUACCACGGAAAAAGGGAUCUCUCGCUCAACUACAGCCCUGCUUCCGUGUCGCCCCCUGCACCGAUCUCCCCUACCGUUGUCUCCACACCCGUCACCACGCUCACGCCAGCCUCAACUCCAUGUUCAACCCCUACAGCACAUAGCUUGACCACCAUGACCCCUAACCCUAGCUUGUGCUUUUUAAGCCAGCUCCUAGAAUCGGAGCCGGAUGAGAAGCAGCUCUGCACGCGGGUGUUGGCGAGCCUUCAAAGAGAGCAAGCCUAUAGAGGAAAACACGACCGCCUCAACACCUUCAGCAUCAUGUGCAAAAUGGCCGACCAGACUUUGUUUGCGCUGGUGGAGUGGGCUCGCAACAGCACACUGUUUAAAGAACUUAAGGUGGAGGACCAAAUGGUGCUUCUGCAGAGCUGUUGGAGUGAACUGCUGGUUCUGGAUCAUCUGUGCCGACAGGUGGCUUAUGGUAGAGAUGGUCGCAUCUAUUUGAUUACUGGACAACAAAUUGAGGUAUCGAUCAUUCUCAGUCAGGCUGGAGUUUCUCUCGGUAGUUUGGUGUCCAGAGCCCAGGACCUUGUCUUCAAGCUUAAAUCACUUCAGCUGGACAGGGAGGAGUUUGUGUGCCUUAAAUAUCUGGUUCUCUUCAACCCAGAUGUCAAAUCAGUACAGGAUCGCAGACAGGUUGAACAGACUCAAGAGCGUGUAAACCGAGCUCUGAUGGACCACACCAUGCAGACCCAUCCGGGUCACUCGGACAAGUUUGGCCAGCUGCUGCUCCGUCUGCCCGAGGUUCGCAGCAUCAGCCUGCAGGUUGAGGAAUAUCUGUAUCAGCGCCACCUGCUGGGAGAUUUACCCUGCAACUCACUCCUCACUGAAAUGCUGCAUGCUAAGCAGACAUAGGACUGUUUUUGAUAACUCUUAAUCUAUUUGACCUCCGAGUAUUAAAUAUGGAUUUGUGGCACAAAAUAAAUAUUUAAACGUCAGCAUUUCGAGCUUUGAACAAAUCGAGAAACUAAUUGUCAUCAGUGGUUGUAUGUAUAUGCCAAAAUAACCAUUUCCGGUAUCUUUCUAACGGCAAUAAUAAGGGUAGAUGCUUUAUGGAAUUACGAAAUGAACCAUGGUUUUAUACCAGUUAAAACAAACAAAUAAAACAUGGUUACUUUAAUAAAACCAUGGUAACCACAAAAUAACCAUGGUUUUGAUAAAACAGUUUAGUAAAAUAGUUUUGCUGAUAGUAAUCAAUACACCAAAAACCAUGGUUACUACACUUUUACAACAAUAAUAAUGUGGCAAAAAAUACAUUUAUUUGGCCAAAAACAUGUUUUAAAUAAAUGCUAAAUACAUUUUGUAAAAAAGUAAAGAUUAAUUAUUUUUGAUAGAUUCUUAAUAUAUUCCAUACUGAACAAUCCAGCUAAGACCAGCAUAAGCUGGUAGCUGGUUUUAACUGGUUCAAGGUGGCAGUAGCUGGUUUAAGCUGGUCCUCCCUGGCAAAGCUGGUAAAGAUGGUGGGUCUUCCAGCCUGACCAGCUAAGUCCAACUAGACCAGCUUAAAAAGUGACCAAAACACAGCUAGACCAGCUUGCUUCACCAGCAAAUCCAGCUAAAACCAAGCUGGUAGACUAGUUAAAACCAUCUUACCAGUUUAUGUUGGCCUUACAUGGAUUUUUCAGUAGGGUUUAUUUUAACCAACAUAUAUUUUAAAAUGUAUUUCAAGGACAGGCAAAUACAUUUCAAAUGUUAUAUUCCAUUUGGCAAAAAAUAUUUUAAAUAUAUGCCUAAUACAAGUAAAUUUUAUAAAUUAUAUGUUUGAGGUUGAAAAUAUAUUUAAUUUUACCUUUUUCAAACCUGUUAUGUUUAUAGGUUCAUAAGAUAAACAAAGUUUGUCUUCCAGUGCGAUGUGAAUAUAUUUCCUUGGAUUGAAAUAUGAGGGCUAAAUAUAUUUUUAAUGCUUAAAAAUGUAUUUCUUUUUAAAAUAUAUUUCAAAAUGGCCAACGUAUAUCUGAUAAAAGUGUUUUUAUGAACAUAUUCCAAAAGAUAUUUAAAAAUAUAUUUUUGGCAUAUGGGAAAGACUUGAGAGAGACCCAAAGGGGCAGUUCCCGGACUAUAGGGAUUAGAAUAGUCCUAGACUAAAACAUUUUUAAGAGCUGUCCAAACUGAAACAACUUGCACUGACAUAUCUUAAAAUACAUCAGUGUCCUUUGUUUUGCCUCAAAAUGCACACAAGUAAUGUUUUUAAUAAGGCAUGUUUGUUCAAACUAUAUUAAUUAAACUGGGCAGUUUAAUCCAGGACUAGGCCUUAAAGAGUUUAGCAACAGUUUGUUUUUUACAGUUUUUACAGUGUUGUGUAGCACAUGAAUGAAUAAAAAUGUGCUAAUGAAUACA